CAGGAGCAUGACAGAGGAGACGGAUGUGAAGCUGCGCUGCGGUGUGUACGGCGAUGGGAGCGUCUUCUCCGUCGAGAUCAAGCGCAAUGCAGAUGUGGAGGCGCUACAAAAAGCUAUAUUCGCGGAGAAACGAUACAGCGAGCGUUAUAAGUUUGCCGCAAGCGACUUGACGCUCUACUUGGCGCGAAAGGAAGGGGAAGCCACGUGGAUGAACCACGACCACACGGUGAAAGGCUUCUUGCGAGGUGGCAUCAGCACCGAGUAUGAAGAGAUGCUUUCGUCGUGGAUUCUCGACGAAGAUUGCUUUGGGAAGAACUUUCAGCCUGGUCGCAAGGAGAUUCACGUGCUGGUGGAACUGCCACAAUUGUCGGAAGCUGAGCUGCCUCGAGAUCGUCAACUUGUUGUGGGCGACGUUCAUAUCCCAAUCACGCAAAGUAUGUCGUUGAAUCCGCCAGCACUGGUCGCAUUUAGGAAAGCAUUUCUGAACGACAGUACCGACGUGAAAGCUGGCGCAUUGGUCGAGUUACCCCGAGACACGUAUCUUCUUGGUGAUUCGACACUCGGCUCUCGUAUCUACAUUCGUCAUUGCUACCCUGCGCUAUGGGAACUUUGUCUCGAGAGGAUCCACGAUGAAAAGACGAACACACCGCAUCUCGUGAUCCUCGGCAACCCGGGAAUCGGCAAGACGUUUUUCGGCUAUGUGAUCGUGCUUCAUCUUGUCCGUACUAAAUGA
Molecule: messenger RNA, 733 nt
Organism: Phytophthora infestans T30-4
Lineage: Eukaryota; Oomycota; Peronosporomycetes; Peronosporales; Peronosporaceae
Product: crinkler (CRN) family protein, putative
Exons: 1
Coding region: 8-733 (241 amino acids)
Source: RefSeq, a predicted model, not a curated record